This is a messenger RNA of Pyrus x bretschneideri (Chinese white pear), 1828 nucleotides long. RefSeq names its product BTB/POZ and TAZ domain-containing protein 3. Bases 454 to 1677 code for a protein of 407 amino acids. The transcript is spliced from 6 exons. Gene Ontology annotation, molecular function: protein binding. The record is from RefSeq and is a predicted model, not a curated record. Lineage: Eukaryota; Viridiplantae; Streptophyta; Magnoliopsida; Rosales; Rosaceae.
AGAAAGACACGGGAGGGCACCGAAAGUGGGAGGGCAGACAAUCCUUGUUCAAAAUGCUAACCAAACAAAAAACCGAACUGGAAGAAAUAGUAAUUUUGGUUCUGUUUUCGAUUUCGGCAAAAACCCGAACCGAACCCACUGGGAUCUGCCUUUCGGCCCUUUUCUCAAUCUCUUGUGUCUUAUUUUGAUAAUUAAAUCAGCGAUGCACGAGCAAGUUUAGACAUUUGUCUCAGAUGCGUUGUUUUAAUUUUUGCUUACCGAGUACGAUUAAUUUUUAAUUAUUGUUGUGAUCAUGCUUGGGAUUAAGAAAUAUAUCCACGGUACGGCUGAAGUUAAAAACUUUUAUAUUUGUGUUUGGAUUCGUUGAUGCCUUGUUUCCUGUAAACUGGAGCAUGUAAGAUCUUCGAUCAUACCUUUUUUCUCAUAGUUAUUUUAGAUAAACCACAAUAGCCGAUGACUUCUCCUACUCUUGACUCACCCUGUCCGUCCUCAACUAGCGAAACCUUUUCUGGAUCUUUCAAUAUAAGUAUAGAGGAAGAGAACCCAGACGACAUUUUCCCUGUUCUGGAAGACCCAAGCUCUUCUAUGUCCUGUAGCCAUAAUAUCCCAAAACCACCUCCUGUCCCUAGUAAAGCAUAUACACAAAAUAAACACUUCAAAAGGCUUUCACAGCGUUGCUAUGUCCCAAAUGAAACACUGGAUACAUGGGACAAGCUUUUUAAAGAAGCAUAUGGUGCUGAUGUCUAUAUUUGCACCGAGGACGGAUCGUGUAUUCCAGUCCAUUCUAGUGUUCUGACUGUUGCGUCACCGGUGCUCGGUAAAUUUCUGCAGCAAUCAAAAGCUAAAUAUGGUAUGAGGUACAUUAAGAUUCCUGGGGUACCGUAUGAAGCAGUCUACACAUUCAUUCGUUUUCUUUACUCAUCCUGCUCUGAAAAGGAAGAGAUGAAGAAAUUUGUUCUCCAUCUGUUGGUUUUGUCACACUCCUACUCAGUUCCAUCAUUGAAAAGAGUUUGCGUAUAUAUUCUUGAGCAGGGAUGGAUUACUAAAGAAAAUGUUGUCGAUGUGCUUCAAUUGGCGAGGAACUGUGAUGCACCGCGGCUAUCCUUAAUUUGUGUACGCAUGAUUGUGAAGGACUUUAAAGCCAUAUCAUCAACCGACGGCUGGAAAGUGAUGAAGCGAGUUAAUCCUGCACUUGAACAAGAGCUGCUAGAGUUCGUUGUUGAAGCAGAUUCUAGGAAAGAAGAGCGGUUGAAGAAAAAGGAAGAGAAAAAAGUGUACUUGCAAUUGUAUGAGGCAAUGGAAGCCCUCCUUCACAUAUGCAGGGAUGGAUGUAGGACUAUAGGUCCCCGGGACAAGGUGUUUAAAGGAAGCCAAGUGGCCUGUGGCUUUCCUGCUUGCAAGGGGCUUGAGACCUUAGUGCGUCAUUUCUCCAGCUGUAAAACCCGGGUUCCUGGUGGAUGUGGUCACUGCAAACGCAUGUGGCAGCUUCUUGAACUGCAUUCUCGUAUUUGCAACGACCUGGAAUCAUGCAAGGUCCCUUUGUGUAGGCAUUUGAAGGAAAAAAUGCAGCAGCAGACCAAGAAAGACGAGGCUAAAUGGCCGCUGUUGGUGAGUAAAGUGGUUGCAGCAAAGGAUACCCUGGGACCUAUCUCAGGUCGGCGCUCACGUUUUUCAUAACCUCUUGUUUCAAAAGCUAAAUGUAUCAAAAACGACCCAUCCUCAUUCACUAAAGCAGUGUAUCAAGAAUGUAAAUCAAGAGAAAUGUACUAAGAAUCUUCUCUCUUUUGUGGUCGAAUAAAUGUAAUAAACAUCCGACGCUGUUAGUCAA